UGUAAAGAUGUUGAGGGUAGAUAUAGAAAAACAAUAAAUCAGUCGAUACUCAGCUCCUCUUUGAUUUAACACCUCUCGUAUAUAUUAUAAAAUUACCUGGCGCAGCCGGUAGGAUUCUGGAAAUUUUAAGCUAAGCUAGUUUAAAAGUGGUGUUAAGACUAUAUCAGUGAAAAGAUUUAAACAGUUAUCAAGAAAGUGCAAAGUGUACGUUCAAAAUGAAUAACACGUUACAACCGCCGCCGCCGUUUCGUUUCGACGACUCUGUGAGCAACGUUACAUCGGGCAAUAUAACGCGAGAGUGGAGCAAGUGGAAAAACAGUUUUAAGAUUUACAUGAAAGCGAUCAAGCUGGAUAAGGAGACACCGGAUGUGCAGGUCAACGUAUUGCUGCACGUAGCUGGCGAGAAGUGUCAAGAAAUCUUUGAGCAAUUUAAUGAACAAUUCAGGACGGCUGAAGAUUUACUCAUAAAGUUCGACGGAUAUUUUGGUGGUAAAAAGAACCUAACGAUCGAGAGGCAUAAAUUUUUUGGACGCAAUCAACAGGAUUGUGAAUCUAUGGAGCAAUAUAUUACUGAGUUAAGUAAACUCUCAAUGUCUUGUGAAUUCCAAAGUUUACGCGAAGACUUGUUAAAAGACAGGCUAAUAUAUGGCAUUAGAGAUGACGGCCUCCGCGAAAGGCUAUUGAGGGAGCAAGACCUUACUCUCAAUAAGUCUAUCGAAAUAUGUAAGCUAGCGGAAAUGUCGAGAGCACAGGCCAGUAUGAUUAAAAGAGACAAUCUACGAGAGCAAGUACUUGAAGUGAAGACAGAAGGUCAUGUACAUGCAAUUCAGCGGUCUCGCGGCUAUCUCGGGACCGGUAACAUGGUGUGUACGUGUGGCAUAAACCAGGCCGGCAGUUCGGCGCGCCCGGUAAACAGUGAGCGUGCCACCGGCAGCCGGCAGCGCGGCAGCGCCGGGCGCGCGGUGACGUCAUCUCAACGGUCGAAGAGCGCAGCGCGACCUGUUCAGUGGCAGCGCGGCGCAUGCGGUUAUUGCGGCACUGUGCACUCGAGAUUCGAGUGCCCGGCGUACGGGAAAACAUGCAGAAAGUGUAACAAAUUGAACCAUUUUUCAAAAAUGUGUCGUGCGGGUCAUAUCCAUACCGUGCAGGAGGACACCUCGGAUCGGGACAGUGAGGCCUCCUGAGCGGUAUGGAUACUCCUAAGGCAGGGGUAAGAAAUUUAUAAAAUCUAAUAGUUGCACAAUUGUUACGGAAGGUUUUUGCUGGUUUUUGUUAUUGUUUAAUUUCCAUUAAUUUUAGUGUUGUUGUAGUUAGUAUGCCCUGUAGUAUGUAGUAUUCAAAAAAAAAAAAAAAAAA
Molecule: messenger RNA, 1356 nt
Organism: Papilio machaon (common yellow swallowtail)
Lineage: Eukaryota; Metazoa; Arthropoda; Insecta; Lepidoptera; Papilionidae
Exons: 2
Coding region: 216-1184 (322 amino acids)
Source: RefSeq, a predicted model, not a curated record